Molecule: messenger RNA, 2786 nt
Organism: Dermacentor albipictus
Lineage: Eukaryota; Metazoa; Arthropoda; Arachnida; Ixodida; Ixodidae
Product: F-box only protein 33
Biological process (GO): positive regulation of protein ubiquitination
Molecular function (GO): protein binding
Source: RefSeq, a predicted model, not a curated record
UUUACACUUGCGCUUUCUGUAAGUUUGCCGCACAAUAUUCAGUCAAGCUGUUUGCAACACGUCAGGCAAAGCUCAGUUCAGUGUGUCUAGUCUGCUCGGUCCCAAUUUCCAUGUGGGAGGAGGGUGCGUGUUGUAAUGUCGGUGGGGUGGGCGCACGGGGACUUUGCUGCCUUACCGUCCGUCGUCCUAGUCGAAAUUUACGAAUAUCUCUCGUUCAGGGACAAAUUGAAGGCUUCCUCUACGUGUCGAGCUUGGCGGGAAUGCCUUUUCCACCCGAGAUUUUGGACGACGCUUACGAUCCGCUUAAGCCGCAAGCGAAACGCCUGGCGUCAAGCUGAAUUCCUGGCGAAGAAAUGCGGCCGCUUUGUGCGUCAUUUCACCCUUGAGUUCGACUGCACGAGCCCGCAGAUAGUGCAGCAGUGUAUCGCGAUCAUUGCUUUUCUCGGAGAAAACCGUCAACUAACGUCGUUGUGUCUCCGUCCGACUGCCUGCGUUGUCGCCUGGCCUCUUCGUCUCUGCGAUGCCUCCAAAUGUUCGAGCAAUGAAAACGAAACCAUUACUGUCUAUGACAGGUUCUUUGAGGUAAUCAGGCAAGUCAUCUGCACGUCGUGUCACUUGGAAUACUUCUCUCUCGGAUGCUUGGAGGAUCUAUUUCACCAUUCGGACAGCUUCCUGACGCUGCUAAGCUUGCACCAGCGACGUUCCCUCUCGCAACUACAUCUCGCCAGUGUGAAGGAAGACCCUGACCACUACCCCAUCCCCGAAAUCCACUUCUGGCACUUACAGCAGUUCACAUGCCUGACAGCUCUAAGUAUUGACUAUGAUUAUGUCUGCGACCAGUUGCUUUUGCUCCUGAGUGAACGAGGCUUACUAUUGAAGCUGGUGCUGCAUGUUCAUGGCCUUGAUGACCGGCAGACGGUUUGUGAAGGUUCAUGGCUUGAAUUGAGUAGGCGGUGCCCAAAGCUUCGUGUCACGAUCACCCUUCUGCACACCUGCGAGCCAUGGAGUGCUAUCAAGGGUCUUCUCAAUGCUGCCAUACCAUUGGCCAGGUUUCAGUCCUACUUUAGUGACGGAUUUCGAAGUGAUGUCUUCGAUUUACUCUCUGCACAGUAUGCUGAAACGUUGGAAGCAGUGGCUGUCGUAAGUGCACUCUCAGGUAGUGAAGGAAUUCCUCAACGAACCUUCGCUGUGCGAGCUGAAAGCCCAGUGGUCAUGCUAGCAUGGCGCUGCCAUCGACUAGGAAGCCUUAAAUUGGUUGGACAUGAGAUAGCAGACUUCGACCUCAUCGCCGUAGCACGGUUGCGAGGGCCACAGCUGAAGGAGUUGGUCAUUCCAGCUGACUGUGUCUCGGGGAGCAGCAGCGGAGGGCCAUACUACAGUGAGCUCCGCCUUACUGAUGUGAAACACCUGGAGACAGAAGUCUCCCUGAGCUUACAGCGGACGUGGACGUUGACCAGUUUCCAGUCCCCAGUCCAAGAUGAAAUGGGAGAAAUUCGGAGCUACAUGCGCUCUUUACAAGAGCUUCAGGGUUACACAAGCCUGUAGCUGUGUUUGUGUUGCAGCCACUUGUGGCUUGAAGGCAUUGCCUGACAGUCAUCUGCCAUUUGCUCAUUCCAUGCCAGCCUGUUACCAUGAGGCACCGUGUUCAUCCUAUCUGGUAUCUGGCCAGCUUAUGGCCUCUAGACGGGUGUAAAGUUUACAAGUGGCUGCAUCCACAUGUGCAACCGUUGUUGAAGUACCUGUACAACUUUUAUUCCAUUGGGGAGAGUGCGGUUGCUUUUGUACACAAGACGUCCCCGUGAUUGACGAUAACAUAUUGUUGAACAGCAAAGCAUAUAACGCUCAUCACCCUGUUGAUGCACAGCCCAUAAAAAGGGCUUACUGUUACCCAAGACAUCUCUCAUUUUUGAACCAGUUGUUUUGUGCUGCUCUGCAGCAGUACAUCCAGUGCAUGGACCGCAGGCAGUAAAGUCUUUUUAUUGGGCCACCUGUGAUGCAAAUGUGAUAUUCCUGUUGGCUUUUUACAAGCCAGCAGUGUGGUCUCAAGGUUUUUAAAGUGUGCCAAGUUAGAACAACGCCACUGACACAUGCUUACCAACUAAACACCACACACACAGGACAUGCCUCUCACACCAUGUGACCCAAGGGUCGGCGCAGUGCACAAGUUCCAAGUUGCUGUGUUGCACCACUGACAACAUAGCUACUAUACUGCCCUGUCAACAGGCUUACAAAUGCCAGAGACUUUCUGUUGCUUAACACCACACCUUAAGGUUCCAUCCAAGACCAAACAAUACAACCAACCAAAGCAGAUAUCACUUUUGGCCUGACGUGCCCUUAUUGGUGCCAUCUUCGUGAUCUGCUUUCUGGAGCCAGACAUUUCCACACCAAUGCCAUGGCCACUGUCUUCAGAGAUCUAUAUUCUAUCUGUGCCUCUCGAAUAUCCAAUGCACAGUGCCCGUGAACAUUUGUUAACUUGGCAAGAGGUUUAAUAUAUUUUGACAGCAGAUUUCUUUUAGAUUUGUAACUUUGAGCACAUUGUUAUUUGCAGUGCAUUUCCGCCUAUCGCAUAUUUGAUGCGUGCACACGUUUUGUGCUGUUCUGCGUGCACUUUGUUUUGUGAACACGGCACAGGACGUGCCAUAGUCAACAUCAGUGCUAUAUGUGAAUCUGAUUGUUUUUCAGCAAAUGUCUUGUUUUCAAUCUCUUAAAGGUGCUCAGGACUUGAGCAUAAGUCCUGCGAAAGAUAUGUUUUGUAGCCCACAAAUAAAGACAUUUUAAUUAUGUUA